GCCACGCGGCCACUACCCAAUGCAUUCUCAUUGGCCACCGCGCUGGUGUGGCGAUCCCCCAGUUUUUCUGAGACUUGAAAUGCUAUCAUCACAGAAAUUCUGUGAAAAUUUUCAGCUCCAAUUAUCUGAAUUCAGAAACGGUGAUGACGUCCUUACAUUCAUGGAUUGCAACUACAGCAAAAACAAAAUCUGUUCUCACUCUCUCUUCCUCAGCAUCUUCUUCUUCUUCUUCUUCCAAUCUCUCAAAAUAUCACUUGUAUCCUUCACCAUCUUCUCCCACUCGUCUCAUCUGUCGAUGCGAAAAUCUGAACAAAGACCUCGAAUUCUUCCUCCAUGAUGCCCUCGAUGAUUCCGGAAUCGAUACCAAACAUGCUCGCAAGGCGAGAGAGGGCUUCUGCUCUCAGAUUCAGAGGUUAUCAAGUGUGGAGAGGGAGACGAGUAUUUGCAUUAAUAGAAGGGUUGAUUUGGCUAAAACAGCUCUACACAUUGGUGCCGAAGAUGAUUCAAUUAUAUCCCACUCAUCGGUGCCUCUACCAGUUGAUUCCUUUAUUGAACGAUUGGACAAUCUUUCAAUGAGUUAUUGCUCACAUAAUGGUUCAUCCUUUCGAUUUCCGCCGGAGGAAUUCCUUGCAUGUCUUGAGAGAUUUUUGUAUGGUCAUAAGGGAUUUCGAAGAAUAAAUAUCAGAAACCAGGCAGAGCCAGGGGCUUUAUAUCUCCAUUCAGUUUUGACACAUCGUUCAGGUUCAGCUGUUAUGCUUUCACUGAUUUACACAGAAGUGAUAAAAAUGCUACGUUUAUGGGGAUUUCUGGAUUUUGAUGUAGAGAUUUACUUCCCUCACGAUCUUUUGAGUCUUCCCAAAGGUUACUGUAAACAGAAAAGCAAAGCAUCUGAUCAGCCGCAUAUAAUGACAACACAGUCCCUUUUGGCGGAGAUCCUGAGAAAUCUGAAGGAAGCAUUCUGGCCAUUCCAGUCUGAUCGUACCAGGAGCCUAUUCUUGAGGGCUGCCUAUGCUGCUAACUGCAUUGAUGGAGAAAGCAUUGCAGAAGAAAGUGGUUUUGAGCUUGCAUCUGCUAAAGCUGCUCAACAUAGGCUAGACCGUGGAGUCUGGACUAGUGUACGUUACGGAGAUAUGCGACGUGCAUUAGCAGGUAAUCACUGUUUUUAAUUUUUUGUUCUUCCUUGUCUGAAGAUUCCAUUUAUGUCAAAAUUAUUUCUUUUUACUAUCCAUUAUUUGCUUAAAUUUCCUAUUGUUGGAGCCAAAAUUUGAUGACAAAGAUUGAGAAUACAGGCUUGAAAAAUUGAGAUUGACACCAUAGACAUAUGUAGUCAUAUAACAAAGAAAAACACACACACAAUGAGAUCAAGGUCAAGCACCACCACAAGUCUACAAGAACAGCCUUGUGGCCCAUAUUGUUAUUUGUUAGACACUUAUGAUGAUGUAUGGCCUAGUGGGAGGUUCCCUAUGACAUAACCUUGAUAGGUUUGUGGAGGAUAGAAAAUUAUGGGUGACUGUUAAGUUGUUUGGUGUCAUAGGUUUCAAUUUCCAUCCAUUGUUAAUUCUCAUAGUCAGUGAACCUUGGUUAUUUUAUUAAUUUUGGGUCUUUGCACUGAAAACAGGGUGGAAUUGUGUUUCUUUUGCUUGAUAAAUAGUUGUUUGGGUUAAGUUUGUUCAGGUUUAAAAUUUUUAGUUGUUUGUUUGGAGCUCUAUUUCACUUGUUUUGACUUCCCAAACCUCAUAAUAUCUAUUAUGAAGACCUAGAAUUCGAAGAAGGGUUUGGUAUUUUAGGGUCUAUUGUAAAGGGACAUUUGUUGCUUCGUUCAUGUUUAUAUUUCUUUCCGAACCCUAGAUUGUUUGAUGUGUACAAACCAUUAAUGUGAUGCCUAUAGAAGUAGAGCCCUCGUGUGGAACUAGAUGUGUUAUCUUUUACUCCUUGUUCUGGAGAGCUUUAGCUGGAACAACCAUAAAUCAAGACAUGGAAACUGUCACUGUAGCUUAAGAUGCAUAUGGUUGGGGAGAGACACUCCUUGAAUCAAGAACCAUUGUUGCAGAUAAUUGGUGAAUGGACUUCACUAACAACUAUGCAUAGAAACAGAGAAUGUAGCCGCCAAAGUUUCACAGAAGGG
Macadamia integrifolia is the source of this 2125-nucleotide messenger RNA. RefSeq lists its product as uncharacterized. The transcript is spliced from 6 exons. NCBI's taxonomy places the organism in Eukaryota, Viridiplantae, Streptophyta, Magnoliopsida, Proteales, Proteaceae. Bases 144 to 1166 code for a protein of 340 amino acids. The record is from RefSeq and is a predicted model, not a curated record.